CCGAAAUUGUAGUUAUCCCAUAUGCAUAUAUAUAUAUAUAUAUAAAUAACAAACAGUAGGAUAUAUAUAUAUAUACAUAUGUCCCAUGUUUGAUAGUUUAAGCUUUUAAUGAAUAAUUUGUUACGGUUUUCAAGCCCGCGGCUUUAUUUUUUGCGGAAAAUGAUACAACAAAAGGCCCACAUAAAAUAGAAAGGUCACAUCUUCGUUCACACCCCAUCCUUCAUCGUGGCAAGCCAUGGAUGUUGUGUGUGCCUAUUAUGUACAUAGAUCCAAUGAAGACAUAUGUGAUGAAUUACCUUUGUGAAUUAAUCCUUUAUCAGACAAUAAUGCAUAGCUGAUAUGGAAUAUUAUCUAUAUUUACACUAACAUAUUGUCUGUUUAUGUAUCAUUAUUCCUCCAUUAUAGGUUUUGUGUUCUGAGUUCUGAUAGAUUGGGUAAUUGUUUCAAGGGACAUGACUCGGAUGGAACUUAUAAGGUAACUAACAGAGGUUACAAGAUGCCAAGAUACCUUGUGCCGACAAGUCGAAAAAUACUACGUUAAAUGACCCUCCACAAUCAUCGCUACUCAGCUGUGAUGCACCUCCUAGUUACCCUGUAUGUGUCGCUAGUGCUGUCAGGCAGCACCUUAGCUGCCAGAAUGACCUCCUCCAGCUUCGCGGGCAUGAGGGGCAAGAAGGUCAUGCUCCCUUUCGCCGAAGAGGACGAGGACAUAUUGUCCAAAAGGGUACCUGCAGGCUUCAUGGGGCUUAGGGGUAAAAAGGAUCCAUGGAGGUUACCAGCGGUUGAUACUUUGUUCAAGAGGGCGUUGCAAGGAUUCAUGGGGCUAAGAGGGAAGAAGGAGGAGACUGUGGCUGAGUAUGAAUUCGAUAGGAAGCGAGCUCCUUCAGGAUUUAUAGGAAUGCGGGGUAAAAAGAGGACAUUCCUGACCUCGUCGUUUCGACCCUCCAAGGGAGACUACAGUGACAAGAGGGCGCCCUUCAUGGGCAUGAGAGGCAAGAAAGGUGAAUUCAUGGAUGCCAAGAGAGUGCCCUCAGGAUUCUACGGGUUAAGAGGAUGACACAUAGACUCUUCCCGCUUCUCAAUGGAAGACAAUUCCUGAAGCUGUUUCUCUUACGCUACAGCUGCUGCAACUUCAACAUCACUACAAAUUAACUGAAAUCAAUUAGCAUAAUAUAUGUAAUUAUAUACCUCGUUAUUGAACUUAAGAUUUAUGUUAGCAAUGAAAUAUGUAACCUUGGAUCUUCUUUAAUGGCUGGAUAACGGAUAUUCAAGGACUCUGUAUUCCUUUCAAGUUAUGCAUAUUUUAUCGAAUAAAUGUUCUGCAGGUUAUAGCCGUCUACAAAUGAGUGCAUUUACUUACAUCGUAGUGAAUUCUUAAGCAUAUAGUGAUUCCGAUACAAGUCAAGCUCCGGGGAGGUUAUUGCUUGCAAC
Molecule: messenger RNA, 1431 nt
Organism: Acanthoscelides obtectus
Lineage: Eukaryota; Metazoa; Arthropoda; Insecta; Coleoptera; Chrysomelidae
Source: the annotation of a GenBank genome assembly